This is a messenger RNA of Lepisosteus oculatus (spotted gar), 1554 nucleotides long. It is a transcript of the gene mcrip2, whose product is annotated as MAPK regulated corepressor interacting protein 2. Lineage: Eukaryota; Metazoa; Chordata; Actinopteri; Semionotiformes; Lepisosteidae. The record is from RefSeq and is a predicted model, not a curated record.
CUGCCGCACGGCCAGCCGCCGUCUCCCCUCUCUCCCAGCAGUUAUUGCAGGUGAGAGGUCAGGACAAGCUUGAAGGAGGCUGCCGCUUUAAGGCUAUCUAGGGGGCGUGUGGCGACGUCACGGGGGUAAAUGGUGGAGAACAUUUCUCAGAGUCUGUGCGGCUGAAUGACAGCUGGUUUCAUCAGAAUUAACUAAAGCUGUACUCCCCCCAGCUACAUUCCGGGUCCGGACCGAACCAGCACCACACGGCAGCUCCGCUGGAAGCAGCAAAGCCUUCGCCCGCCGCAGAUCGCUUCACCUACGCUGACCUCGACCGGCGCACAAGCAUUUUUUUUUUUAAACAGUUUUGCCCAGAUCAUCUGGGGAUCAGCCACGGCAGACACGUUGUAGCGUUCAGAUCACUUUUCUCUACGGCUGUUUGUGCGACUCGGUGCCUUAUUACAACGUGACUGCCACGACACUAAGACUGCCGAGGGCUUUGUCGGCGUGUACGGGUUUUUGUUUUUUUGAUUCACGGAAAAAAAAACAAACUUUGGCUUACUCGCUGUCCAAGCGUGCAAUCGGAUACUUUUUUUUAAAGUGCAACGCUGAAGCCACCGGGAUUUCGGUAACACAUGAUGUACACGAUCACCAGGGGUCCCAGCAAACUUGUGACACAGCGGAGAACAGGUCCUACGCAGCAAAUAGAGAACAAAAUUAACGACCUGAAACACAAACAGGCCCACUGGUCAGCGGCACACUCUCCGGCACCCAAGCUCGUGUUUAACCGCCUGAACGGGAAGAAGACCCCCACGCUGACGCCUCAGACAGACUCGCAGGGAGAGGGCUACACGCCGGCGCACGAGGAAAAUGUCAAGUUCGUAUACGAAGCCUGGCAGGACGUAGAGCAGCGGAUGGGAGAUGGGAGACAGGCCGAGAAUGGACAGGGACCAGUCCAGUACACAGAGAAGAGCCCCAGCCCCAGCACGAAGAAUUUCGUGCCCAUCGACCUGGACGAAUGGUGGGCUCAGAGGUUCCUGGCCAACAUUGUGAAUCUUUCGUGAAGAGAAGCCGGUUUUGGCUGCAAAAGCCGACGUCUGGACUCAGGGGACUCCGCGAGAUAUCUGCAGAGAGCCUGGUGUGGCUCGAACUCCCACACUGCCAUGACAUUCCCUUGGCAACAUGUGGCUGAACUCUGACCCCCCCCAAGCCCCUCCCCCCACGCCACAACACCACGGAGUGUCUUCUACCUGCUGGCCAAUCAGAGGAUCGCUGUUCUUUUUUUAACAGAUACUGUUGCGAGAAGAGAUGUCUCUAUCACUUGGCUGGUAGUUGCUUAAAGUAAAUGGUAUUUUCAGUAAUACAGCGAGUGCUGAAAUUAUUGCAUUUUUUUUCCCAAAUUCCCCGAAAAUUUAAUCCGUAGGGUCCCAUCUCUCACCUGCUUUUUGUUAUAACAGAAUCAUGAAUUUACUUUAUACAAAUUUAUCCUUGGGUGUUUAGCUGCCAAGAGAUUCACCCAGCUGAUCGUCAUUCAGUUUAACCUCAGGUUGUUUAAUAAACUGUUGUUCUCCUAAA